AUGGCUGCUUCUGCCCUUCUAAAAAGCCGUGUACGACGGCCCUCGUACCUCAAAAAACUAGCCAAAGCUGAAGACCUUAUCGACUACUUCCCCCAUGGCUCGUAUAUCGGCUGGUCCGGAUUCACGGGAGUUGGAUACCCCAAGAAGGUUCCCACAGCGCUGGCUGAUCAUGUUGAGAAGAACCGCCUUGAAGGGAAGCUGAAAUAUACCCUGUUUGUUGGAGCUUCGUCGGGGGCAGAAACGGAGAACCGCUGGGCGAGAUUGAAUAUGAUCGAGCGACGAAGCCCGCACCAGGUGGGCAAGGAGAUCGCCAAGGGUAUCAAUAGUGGUCAGAUCAAGUUCUUUGACAAGCAUCUGAGCAUGUUCCCGUCUGAUCUUGUCUAUGGCUACUACACCAUGGAUAAACCGAACAAUAAACUGGAUGUGGCGGUGAUCGAGGCAUCCGCCAUCACUGAGGAUGGGGGCAUCAUCCCCGGUGCCUCUGUUGGUGCGUCGCCGGAGCUUGUCCAGAUGGCGGAUAAGGUAAUCAUCGAAGUCAACACGGCUAGUCCGUCGUUCGAAGGCCUGCACGAUAUCACCAUGUCGGAGCUUCCUCCGCGACGCAAACCGUAUCUGAUCCUCGCGCCGGAGGAUCGCAUCGGCACCCCCCAUAUCCCCGUGGACCCGGAGAAGGUGGUGGCCAUCGUGGAAUCCGACUACCCGGACCAAACGCAGCCCAAUGCGCCCGAGGAUGCGAGCUCGCAGGCCAUAGCCACCCACCUGAUAGAGUUCCUGAAGCAUGAGGUCAACAUGGGCCGCCUGCCGAAGAACCUGCUCCCGAUCCAGUCUGGUAUUGGUAACAUUGCCAAUGCCGUCAUCGGCGGACUGAGCAAGGGCGGUGCUGAUUUCACCAACCUGAAAGUAUGGACUGAGGUGCUGCAGGACUCGUUCCUGGACCUUUUUGACAGCGGGAACCUCGACUUCGCCACGGCAACCUCGAUCCGUUUCUCUCCUGACGGAUUUAAGCGGUUCUAUGAUAACUGGGAGCGCUACGCUGGAAAGCUACUCCUGCGGUCCCAGCAGGUGUCCAAUUCGCCGGAGAUCAUCCGUCGACUGGGUGUCAUUGGCAUGAACACCCCCGUGGAAGUGGACAUCUACGCGCACGCUAACAGCACCUGUGUGAUGGGAUCGCGCAUGCUGAAUGGCCUGGGUGGCUCGGCUGAUUUCCUGCGCAGCGCGAAGUACAGUAUCAUGCACACGCCCAGCACUCGGCCCAGCAAGGUCGAUCCGACAGGAGUCAGCUGCAUUGUGCCGUUCUGUACUCACAUUGAUCAGACGGAGCACGACCUCGACGUGGUAGUCACCGAACAGGGUCUCGCUGACGUCCGGGGUCUCUCUCCUCGCGAGCGUGCUCGCAAGAUCAUCGACAAGUGCUCGCACCCCGAGUACAAGCCCAUCCUGACUGAUUACCUCGACCGAGCGGAAUAUGAAUGUCUAAAGAAGGGUAUGGGACAUGAGCCCCAUCUGCUCUUCCAGGCCUUUAAGAUGCAUCAGAACCUGGCAGAGAAGGGAACUAUGAAGAUCAGUGGAUGGGAGUAA
Molecule: messenger RNA, 1578 nt
Organism: Aspergillus tanneri
Lineage: Eukaryota; Fungi; Ascomycota; Eurotiomycetes; Eurotiales; Aspergillaceae
Gene: coaT
Product: acetyl-CoA hydrolase ACH1
Exons: 3
Coding region: 1-1578 (525 amino acids)
Biological process (GO): acetate metabolic process
Cellular component (GO): mitochondrion
Molecular function (GO): acetate CoA-transferase activity; acetyl-CoA hydrolase activity
Source: RefSeq, a predicted model, not a curated record